Panicum virgatum (switchgrass) is the source of this 949-nucleotide messenger RNA. RefSeq lists its product as uncharacterized. Gene Ontology annotation, biological process: NADH dehydrogenase complex (plastoquinone) assembly. Lineage: Eukaryota; Viridiplantae; Streptophyta; Magnoliopsida; Poales; Poaceae. The coding region runs from base 265 to 690 and encodes 141 amino acids. The record is from RefSeq and is a predicted model, not a curated record. The transcript is spliced from 2 exons.
GGAUAAGGGAACACAGCAGCCAUCCACUUCCCCAGUCGUCCACGAGCUGAGCACAUCCUCCUCCCCUGCCACCCGCAAGCACGGCCCCAUCCAGAAUCAAGCCAACAAUUACACAACUCCCUCGAGACAUUCCCCUUGAGCCCAAGCGGCGAAUUAGCAUUCCCAACCCACCACCACGCUCGCAAAAAUCAGCAAGAGGAUGGAGCAGGCGAAGCAGCUCUAAAACUAGAGCAGCAGCGCUAGCAGCUACCUGCACAGAAUCGAAUGGCUGCCUCUGCAUCUGCUUCAGUCGGUAGGAUGCUGCAACCAUUGUUCGCCGUCCCUUCUUCCUUCGUCUCGCCGCCGCAGCAGGUCCCUACUUUCCCGGUGCGACGACGUCCCGGCGGCGUCGCAGUACGAUGCGCGCCGAACGGCGGCGUCGCACCAGCGGACGACACGAAAUUGAAGCUCAAGGUGGGCUCUCCGAUCGUCAUCCUGGAGGCGCCCGUGAUGCUGAAGACCGCCGCGUCGGUGCCGUCGCUCCGGCACAACGGCGGCCAGGUCAAGCCCGGCGACGUCGGAAGGAUCAUGGCGCGGAAGCCCAAGGACGUCUGGGCCGUGCGCCUCGCCGUCGGCACGUACCUGCUGGACGGCAAGUUUUUCAGGCCCUUAGAUGCCGGUGAGGAAGACGACGGGUCCCCAGAUGAAUGACAAAUCGAUGCCUGCAAAAUCCGCAAUGCAAGUUUUACACACAUCUAGUUCAAAAAAAAAAAGUUUUACACACACGCCGUGCGAACAUGUCAAUAGUGAAUCGAGGUGGUUGCAAAUUGCAAUCACAGAUGUGUAACUCUAGCGCGCAGGCAUACAUCAACUGUAGAUGUAAUAUUCUUCAAGUUUAAGUCCAAGGUUCAAAGACAUUCCAACCUUGUCGCAAGGCAAUUUUCAAAGGGAGUUUCUUUUUUGAUUACCA